This is a messenger RNA of Daucus carota subsp. sativus, 975 nucleotides long. RefSeq lists its product as uncharacterized. Gene Ontology annotation, biological process: protein dephosphorylation. The transcript has 5 exons. Lineage: Eukaryota; Viridiplantae; Streptophyta; Magnoliopsida; Apiales; Apiaceae. Bases 46 to 762 code for a protein of 238 amino acids. The record is from RefSeq and is a predicted model, not a curated record. Gene Ontology annotation, molecular function: protein tyrosine phosphatase activity.
AUUUAAUUCAUUUAUUCCGCCCAAGAAGUCACUAAAAAAGCGGCAAUGAAAACACUGCACAUUGCACUAUCACCCACUCCCAAUUUACUACUACCACCAAUCUCUCCAAAACCCCAUUAUUUUGUGCCCAAGAAACACCCUUUUAUUCAUCAAGAUUCAAUUUUUACAGCCCAGAAAAAUAAAACAAACAACCCCUUAAUCAUAUCAUCAUCAUCAAUGGCUGCAACAGCAUCAGACACAAAUGAAACCAAGAAGAAGCCAUUCUCUGUGUUGUUUGUGUGUCUUGGCAAUAUCUGUAGAAGCCCAGCUGCUGAGGGUGUGUUCACUCAUCUUGUUAAACAAAAGGGUCUUGAUUCAGACUUUGUUAUUGAUUCUGCUGGCACCAUUAAUUACCAUGAGGGCAAUGAAGCUGAUCCAAGAAUGAAGGCUACUUCUAAAAGGCGAGGAAUUGAGAUAACUUCGCUAUCAAGACCGAUAAGACCCUCUGAUUUUAAAGACUUUGAUCUAAUUCUUGCCAUGGACAAGCAAAACAAGGCUGAUAUACUUGCUGCUUUCGAGAGGUGGAGCUUUAGGGAGACCUUACCUGCUGACUCGUAUAAGAAGGUAAAGUUGAUGUGCUCGUAUUGUAAGAAGCAUAAUGAAACUCAGGUCCCUGAUCCUUAUUAUGGGGGACAACAAGGUUUUGAGAAGGUUCUUGAUUUACUUGAAGAUGCCUGUGAAUCACUUCUGGAAAGCAUUCUGGCAGAGAAAACUAGCUCCUAAAUUCUUGGAUACCAGAGAAAGUCUAUCAGUCAAUAGACUGUCACUAUUGAAAGAUUCAAUCAAAUGUGAUUAAUGUCAGAUAAUUGUUAUCAUAUGAAACACACAAGAAACCAUUCUGUCUUGUUUGUGUGUCUGGGUAACAUGUGCAGAAGCCCAGCUGCUGAGGGUGUUUUAACUCAUUUGGUUAAAGAAAAGGGUCUUAGUUCUAACUAA